Gorilla gorilla gorilla (western lowland gorilla) is the source of this 1659-nucleotide messenger RNA. It is a transcript of the gene SYT8, whose product is annotated as synaptotagmin 8. The record is from RefSeq and is a predicted model, not a curated record. The transcript is spliced from 8 exons. Gene Ontology annotation, molecular function: calcium ion binding; SNARE binding; phosphatidylserine binding. Lineage: Eukaryota; Metazoa; Chordata; Mammalia; Primates; Hominidae. The coding region runs from base 127 to 1290 and encodes 387 amino acids. Gene Ontology annotation, biological process: synaptic vesicle endocytosis; calcium ion-regulated exocytosis of neurotransmitter. Gene Ontology annotation, cellular component: dense core granule; plasma membrane; synaptic vesicle membrane.
UUGCCCAGGCAGACCCAGUGCUGGCUGCUGCCAGGCAGAUGGGGUAGCGGGCAGGGGUCGGAGGAGCCACCCUCCCAGCUGACCCAGCCUCCUGGGCCGCUUCUUCCAAACCAGCAGGGUAGAAAGAUGGGGCACCCACCAGACUCUCCCAGUGCUCCGGCCCCAGCUGGCACCACAGCUAUACCUGGGCUUAUUCCAGACCUUGUCGCCGGGACCCCCUGGCCCCGCUGGGCUCUCAUUGCCGGCGCCCUUGCCGCGGGCAUCCUCCUCGUCUCCUGCCUCCUCUGUGCUGCCUGCUGCUGCUGCCGCCGCCACAGGAAGACGCCCAGGGACAAGGAGGCCGUGGGUCUGGGCAGUGCCCGCGGCACCACCACCACCCACCUGGUGCAACCUGAUGUGGAUGGCCUGGAGUCCAGCCCGGGGGGUGCUCAGCAAUGGGGGCGCCUGCAGCUCUCCCUGGAGUACGACUUUGGAAGCCAAGAGAUCAGGGUGGGCCUGAGGCAGGCAGCCGACCUGAGGCCUGGGGGCACCUUGGACCCCUAUGCCCGGGUCAGCGUCUCCACCCAGGCCGGACACAGACAUGAGACAAAAGUGCACCGAGGCACGCUCUGCCCCGUGUUUGACGAGACCUGCUGCUUCCACAUCCCGCAGGCGGAGCUGCCAGGGGCCACCCUGAAGGUGCAGCUUUUCAACUUCAACCGCUUCUCGGGGCAUGAGCCCCUGGGUGAGCUCCACCUGCCACUGGGCACCGUGGAUCUGCAGCAUGUUCUGGAGCACUGGUACCCGCUGGGCCCGCCAGCUGCCACUGAGCCCGAGCAGGUCGGGGAGCUGUGCUUCUCUCUCUGGUACGUGCCCAGCUCAGGCCGGCUGACCGUGGUGGUGCUGGAGGCUCGAGGCCUGCGUCCAGGACUGGCAGAGCCCUACGUGAAGGUCCAGCUCAUGCUGAACCAGAGGAAGUGGAAGAAGAGAAAGACAGCCAUCAAAAAGGGCACGGCGGCCCCCUACUUCAAUGAGGCCUUCACCUUCCUGGUGCCCUUCAGCCAGGUCCAGAAUGUGGACCUGGUGCUGGCUGUCUGGGACCGUGGCCUGCCGCUCCGAACUGAGCCCGUAGGCAAGGUGCACUUGGGUGCCCGGGCUUCGGGGCAGCCCCUGCAGCACUGGGCAGACAUGCUGGCCCACGCCCGGCGGCCCGUCGCCCAGUGGCACCCCCUGCGGCCAGCCAGGGAGGUGGACCGCAUGCUGGCCCUGCAGCCCCGCUUUCGCCUGCGCCUGCCCUUGCCCCACUCCUGAAUGCACCACAUGCCUCUGUCUCCCCGCUGAGCCCAGGCACUUGCCCAGGCCGCCCUGCAGGACCACUGCAAUAAACGCCUUCUCCUGCCACUGUGUGUCCGGCUGGAGCCUGGAGGGGAUGCAGAAAUAAGGCCCGGGUCCACUCAGCAGGGUCCCCUGACAAGGAUGGGGGAGGGGCUCCUCUCCAGACUCAGCCAGGCCCUGAGGCCUCUGACCGGUCCCUGCUUGACCCUCGGGUAGGGGUGGGGAACCUCCCCAGGAGCACAGAUCUCCCCUCUCCGGGCCGCCUGGGAAGACCGGGGAGGUGGGGGCCAGAGAGUCGGGACCACAUGGGAUGGGGCGGGCUAGAGCCAGCCCUGUAGGGACAGA